AUGAAGGAGUUAACGGAGAGUGCGGCAAGUCCAGUUGUGCAUCAAAACAUCAAUAUACAACAGCAUCUACAUCAGUUACACUUGCACCAGAACCACACGAGCGUUAUUUUGGCCAACGAACAACCCCAGACGUCUCAGCCUGAAACCACCCAACAUGAAGCUGAUACUAAACCAACUAGUACAGAAAAAAAGUCGGGAAUACGACGGCAGGAAAAACCACCGUACUCCUAUAUAGCGCUGAUAGUUAUGGCUAUUCAACAUUCACCUACAAAACGACUAACUUUAAGUGAAAUCUACACUUUCUUACAACAAAGGUUCCCGUUCUUCAGAGGUUCGUAUCAAGGAUGGAAGAACUCAGUGAGACACAAUCUUUCGCUCAACGAGUGCUUUAUAAAACUACCCAAAGGCCUGGGACGACCAGGAAAAGGACAUUAUUGGACGAUCGAUCCUGCUAGUGAGUUUAUGUUCGAAGAAGGCUCUUUCCGGCGGCGGCCGCGAGGAUUUCGGAGAAAAUGCCAAGCUAUGAAGCCGCAGUAUCAUCCAGGUUCGUUCUUUACCAAUAAUAUGGCUAAUAUCGUCAACCAAGCUGCUUCCUACGAUCACCAAUCACUUAUAACCCAAGAUUACAACACCUGUUCAUACAACGGUACUCCUCAAGUUCCUAGUGUCUCAGCAUCGCACUACGGGAACUACGAAUACCCUUCUAUGUACCAGCAGCAAUGUGAUAGAGAGUGGAGCGGUGCUACUGGACUGUUACCUUCAUAUUCAGAUAGUACGAUUUCUAGUACGUAUAUGAAAGCUCCUUUGAGCCCGAUCAACGACGGACAAGAAGGUUCAUCGCCUGUGUUGAAUGAAAAUUACUACCCCUAUGGAGGAAUCAGCUCGUCGUCUUCAGAAAACAUGAUGAGGCCACCAAGCAACUCAGUGCAACCAGUGCAAUGUGAUAGAAAACCGUACAUAGGUCCCCCGUCGCCUUCGAUUCCAGCGUCGCUUCCUUCGCCUCCUGCAGCUAACACACCUCAUUCGUUUUACGAGACCACAGUUAAAUACAGUAUGUGA
Messenger RNA from Diabrotica balteata, 1059 nucleotides. The record is from the annotation of a GenBank genome assembly. Lineage: Eukaryota; Metazoa; Arthropoda; Insecta; Coleoptera; Chrysomelidae.